This is a messenger RNA of Corythoichthys intestinalis (scribbled pipefish), 2742 nucleotides long. RefSeq names its product glutaredoxin and cysteine rich domain containing 1 a (gene grxcr1a). Lineage: Eukaryota; Metazoa; Chordata; Actinopteri; Syngnathiformes; Syngnathidae. The record is from RefSeq and is a predicted model, not a curated record. The transcript has 4 exons. Gene Ontology annotation, biological process: sensory perception of sound. The coding region runs from base 106 to 969 and encodes 287 amino acids.
AGACGCCGUUAAAUCCAUGGCAAACUCAACUCGGAGCAAGAAGGAAGGGGCCGUCCUGCCAAAUUGCGCCCCAUGAUGUAAAGCAGAGCAGAGGGGCGCUUGAAAAUGGACGGGACGGCGGCCGAGGGUCAUGCCAAGCCCCAGAAGCGGGUGAGAUUCCGGGUGGCUUCGGGAAGCAGUGGCCGUGUGCUGAAGGAGAUGUUCAAAGACGAGGGGCCCUGCGACUCGCUCGACUCUGACUGCACCAGCAGCUCAGCGGCUAGCGGGGACGGACACCCAUUUGGAGGGUUCCUCGGGUCCGAGCUGGAUGACAGUGAGAGCGAACCAGAUGAGCUGCUGGUGUAUGCCGCAGGGGCCACUAAGGAUCGGACAUUCACCUCCAAAAGGGUCAACAUACUCAGUAAGAACGGCACUGUGAGGGGGGUCAAGCACAAAGUGAGCGCAGGUCAGACGCUCUUUGAAAACUUUCCCCAUUCCAACAGUGUGGAGUUAUUGCUGGAGUUCGGUCGGAUGGUGAUCUACACCACCAGCUUCCGUGUGGUCAGGACUACUUUCGAACGCUGCGAGCUGGUGCGCAAAAUCUUCCAGAACCACAGGCUCAAAUUUGUGGAGCGAAACAUCGCUUUGGACAGCGAGUACGGCAAGGAGCUAGAGGAGCGGUGCAAACGGGUUGGAGAGCCUCCAUCACUGCCUGUCGUCUUUAUUGACGGCCACUACCUCGGGGGUGCUGAGAAGAUACUGAGCAUGAAUGAAUCGGGAGAACUGCAAGAUCUUCUAACAAAAAUUGAGCGGGUGCAGGACCCCGAGAUGUGCCAGAGAUGCGGGGGCUUUGCCUUCGUCCCGUGCCCGACGUGCCAUGGCAGCAAGAUGUCCGUGUUUCGCAACUGCUUCACGGAUUCCUUCAAAGCCCUUAAGUGCACUUCUUGUAAUGAGAAUGGACUGCAGCCUUGUGGGAGCUGCAGUCAGUGAGCAUGUCAAGUGCCUGAACACAUCUCCUCUCUUCCAGGGACCCCCACCCUAAAAAGGACUUUCCCUCUUCUAAUGCCAUUGUAAUAACAUUUUUGUAAUAAAACAUGGACGUUUUGUGCAUUUGGUUGUUUAUAUGAAUGAAAAAGAGGCAAGAAGGUGCUGUUACUAAUUUUUUGUACGAAUCACAUUUUAUUACAAAAACUAAAAUAACACACUGGUUGUAGGUGCGAAUAACAACAUAAGUAAAUUUUCCCAUGUAUUUUGAUGCUUGACUAAAGGUAUCGUAACAAUUCUAAAGACCAGCACAGAUACAACAGCAAAAAUAUUGUUUGAAGCACAACAGCAUUGGUGUUAAUAUUUUCUCAAAAGUCAAAAUAGCAUUACAAUGAUCCCAUCAACAUUAUGAUUCGCUAGGCUUUUGGCAUUCGCAUUUUCUUUGUUGUUGUUGGAUAAAACAGUAUAAAUGAGCGUCUCUCAGCAUUCACCUUCAAAACAAAAAGUACAUUUUGGGUUCAAAUCCUGUACUUGUCACCCAACAUUCAUACAUAAAAAUGCAAAAUCCAAUAAUAUGAAGUUUUGGUUUUGGCAAAAAGGAUAGGGAAGUGCCAAUACAACUAUAACUUCGUGAAUUAUUGUCAUUCAGCAUUUGUGUUUGUAUCAGCCCAUCUCAAAAUUUGCAGCUGUUGCUGCCAAAAAACGAUGGAUGUCAAUAUUAGUCUUACGCCAUUUACAAGAUUUUUAUUUUAAUGCACACCAGCAUUUUUGUUGUCACUCAGCAUUCAUUUAACACAAGGAUCGAUUUCAAUAUCCUCCACAUAGAGUGAAUGUUCAUCUCUCAGCAUUAAUCCCAACAGAAGAAAAGUACAACUCUGAGGCACAAUUACAUGAUUAGAGUGAAUACUUUACUCAAAAAAUGAGGAGAUAGAAAACACUAGAGCAACUGAUUGUAUCCCAGCAUUUUUAACCACGAUUUGUGGAUUAUUAUAUUGUUACUUAAAAAAAUAUACAGUAUAGGGUAAAUAGUAAUUUGACACAAAUCUGUAUUUGUAUAAUUUAGCUGAACACAAAGAACAGUUGUAGGCCUAUUGUUUAUAAUAGCGUGAAAUGCCUUUCUCCCUGCAUGCACAGAAUAACACGAGUGAUUCACACCAUUAGUGUGAAUAGUUUUCUUACUAUUUACAGCACAUGAAAAAAAAACAUCUGAUCUUAAGAAAAGAGGAAAGGUUUUUGAACUACUAUAGCAUACUCAGAUGCUUGUUUCUCAGCAUUUUAACCAACCAUCAUGGGCUACAAACAAGGGCGUAGGUUUGCGUUGUGACGGCAGGGACAUAAAACUACCAACUUUUCAGGAUGCUCAAAUUGUCCUUACCAACUUUUAAGCAACAUUAUGUGCAUUUUAUUAUGAGUUCAGUUAUAUGGGAGAUUUUGAUUAUCUUGCAUUAUGAUGUAAGGACAGAAUUGACCCUAACAUUCAUUAUUUUCAUCACGUUCAGACUUACAUUUACCCCUUUUCACUUGCCGAAUGUGCCAGGCUAUUUCCCCCUUCAAACGGAUAUUUGAUCGGCUGAUGACUUGAACACACACACAUGCACUUACAGCCCCGAAAGAAAUACAUACAUGUCGACAUCAUGCCACCUCCUCUGCAGAGGAGGGAUAUUAGACGUUUUUUUUUCCGGCCAGCAGCAGCAGCUACUGUAAGUAAUGCAAAAAGACGUCAAUGUUGUGGAGGUGGGGAACACAUCAAUAAUUUUGCUACUGAAGGUCCGUCCCACA